CACAAUAAAAUCAUUUGAAAUAUCUCAGUUUGCUUGAUCAUAUCCUACUAUUGAUUGGUUUUUCUAAUAGUUUUAUUUCCUUUUUCUUGUUUGCAAUCUGUUGUGAAUAGGGCUGUCUAGGUGCUUUAGAUGGCACCUACAUAAAUGUCACAGUUAGCAAUAUGGAUAAGCCAAGAUAUAGGACUCGGAAAGGCUAAAUAUCUACAAACACCCUAGCUGUUUGUGACCGGAACAUGAAGUUUGCAUAUGUCCUCCCUGGAUGGGAAGGCUCAGCAGCAGACUCUAGAAUAUUACGUGAUGCUUUGAAUCGAGACAAUGGCCUUAAAGUGCCUAAGGGGAAUUACUAUUUGUGUGACAACGGUUAUGCAAAUAGUGAAGGGUUCCUAACCCCUUACAAAGGGGUUAGAUAUCAUUUGAAAGAGUGGGGUCCGACAAAUGCUAGACCACAAAAUAAGGAAGAGAUAUUCAAUUUGAAGCACAGUAAGGCACGAAAUGUGAUUGAGCGAGCAUUCGGAGUUAUGAAAAUGAGAUGGGGUGUUCUUAGAAGCACUACAUUUUAUCCAAUUAAAAUCCAAAAUAGGCUUAUCAUGGCAUGUUUCUUAAUUAAUAAUUUUAUUCGUUCGGAGAUGGCCGUUGAUCCAAUUGAACAACAAUAUGAUUUGUUAAAUGGAGAAGUCCAAGCCAUAGCUGAUGGUGAAGAGUUGGUUGACACGGUUGAGUCUUCUCCGGAAUGGAAUGCUGCGAGGGAUAAUAUAGCACAAGGAAUGUGGAAUGAAUAUAUAAAUGCCAUCUAGUUGUGUAAUUUGUGCUUAUAGGAUGGACCCGUAUGUGAAUGCUCCUCGUUGCUCGUGUGGAAAUGGGUAUUUGAUGUGUGCCGGGAAACAAGCCGCAAACGCUGGAAAUGGCCAUUGUCUUAGUUCUUCUUGGCUUUAUGCUAUGUUUAUUGUUAGGCAAAAAUGGUCUGAUGUGCGGGUAUUAGAACUUGUUGUGGAUUUAGGUUUUUUGAUGAACUUAAAUCUUGGUAUGGAUUAUGUAUUCUGAUGCUUUGAAAACUGAUGUAUUUUGGAUACAAAUUAUGUUUUUUGAAUUUAUUUGU
Salvia miltiorrhiza (redroot sage) is the source of this 1096-nucleotide messenger RNA. RefSeq lists its product as uncharacterized. The record is from RefSeq and is a predicted model, not a curated record. Bases 234 to 794 code for a protein of 186 amino acids. The transcript is spliced from 3 exons. Lineage: Eukaryota; Viridiplantae; Streptophyta; Magnoliopsida; Lamiales; Lamiaceae.